Orbicella faveolata is the source of this 6485-nucleotide messenger RNA. RefSeq names its product tyrosine-protein kinase transmembrane receptor Ror-like. The record is from RefSeq and is a predicted model, not a curated record. Gene Ontology annotation, cellular component: plasma membrane; signaling receptor complex. NCBI's taxonomy places the organism in Eukaryota, Metazoa, Cnidaria, Anthozoa, Scleractinia, Merulinidae. Gene Ontology annotation, biological process: protein phosphorylation; cell surface receptor protein tyrosine kinase signaling pathway; multicellular organism development. Gene Ontology annotation, molecular function: transmembrane receptor protein tyrosine kinase activity; ATP binding; Wnt-protein binding.
AUACAUAUUUCACACUCUGAGAAUUAACUAGAAAUAUGUUUACCAAAAUGAUUUGAGAAAUCCAUCGCAGUUCUCGGACUCCUUGAUUUGCGUGCAGACCAACAUGCUAACAAAGUCUUGUCUCACAAGAAUUAACGAAUCAGUCAAGCAAGUAUAAGACUCAAAGCUUUGAGGUCGCCAUAUCUAUGGAAAUGCAAUUUCAAAAGAAGAGAGGCUUGUUGGAAACGGUGUUUAUCCAUCUAAUGGGUUAAUGAUCUCCGUAGAGUUGAAAUAUCGAUUUUCAGGUGCCGUAAUAUAACAUGUUUAAUAUCACAAUGUCGAAAUUUAUUAUCACUGUCACAUUGCCCAAGCCCCAUAAACCACAACAUUAAGGUAGUUCGCCGAUAAAGAACUUGAACCCGUAAGUUUUAUUGAAGUUUAAAGGAUCGGACAUACUUAAUGUAGAUAGCAUCUCAAAAAUGGAUAAUCAAGAUAAUAGAUAUGCAAACAAAUAAACAAAUCCCUGAUGUUUGAUAUAUAAUCUGUGGCGGGCGAAAUGGCAAAUAUUUGGCCUGUGCGGGUGAGACCCUAAAUUUACAUCUUCGAAACCGCCGCUUGUAAAAAUAUUAGUUGUGUAUCAGUUAUUAUCAAACGAUCCCGACAAACAGUGUCAUCUGACAUCAGACCAUAUCGAUCACACCGUGCCCUGUUUAUUAAUCAAAGACAAAACCUUCAAUGGAUCGUAGCGCCAAAAAUGAUUUAGUAAGAUGACUUUCUCUCUAAGUGUUUGACGCUGUUGACUAGAGCUCCUUUGGAAUAGUCCUCUAUCGGGUAACUAUUAUCGAGUACGACUUCACAGUUUAGUUAAACAAAAGAGGUUUCAAUUAACAUUAGAUAUCUUUAACAAAACCCUCGGGCUGCUAACGACGGGCUAAGACAGAACAACCAAAAUAGCUUCUUAUCUAGCGUGUUGUCGAGAUGGCUCUGAAUAGAAGUCUAGUCCAUAACUUUAACAAGAGUUGUAAUUUGGUUCAAAAAAGAAACAAAAUUAAACAUCGCAUGUUGUGAGCUUGGUUUCAUUAAAGAUGGAAUGCAAGGCUAUGGUCGAAAAUGUCAAUCAGCUCGCGGCAAAAGAAUGAAAUGUAAUUUGACGGAAUAUAUGGAUAUUGAACUUUCAACUGUGUUAUGACAGUUCAGCGCCACUUCAGUCGUUCAAAGUUAUUUGAAAUUGGAAUUUUUUUUCUUAUUUUGCUGAUGUAUCUAACGCAUACUUUUGAUGCAUGGUUAUUGUAAACUUUUUAUUUGAUUUCAACACUUCGUUUCUCUUACUUUAUAUGCUUGAUGUGCCAUUUUUUCUUCAGAGACCCUUUGAAUUUAUUACAAUUGUCACUGAGUAUAACAGUUUCCUAAGUUAGAAAAACACGAAAAAGGUGAAACUAAACCAAACACUAAGGGAGGAAACUGAAGAUGGUUGGGUUCCGAUGAGAGCUUCAAAACACUGUCUACUGAAGAUCUUUAAACUGCAUUUUAAAAGUCGUCCUUUCUAUUCAAGCCACAUGUCUGUUCAGCUAUUCACUCAUUAAUCUCGGCGAGCGCUGUAAUUAUCAACUUGAUAGCCUAUCGCCCAUGAAUCAGUUCAGUACGGUCAAUCUACUACCAACAGAUUUCUCCAUCCAGUCACUCAACUCAACUUUAUCGGUCUGAUGUUAAUCCGACUUGAGAAGAAAGGUAAUGAACUCAAGCCCACAAAACUUCACUCAGCGGCAAUGCCCAAUUUAAUUACAUGAGCGACCAGUGCGUCAGGUAUGUCUCAAUACGAAGUCCUUUAGCGAAUUACUGCCAAUUAACUCAUUCUGCACAGGAAAAAAAAAAUCGUGUUCGAGGGGAAUGUACGACGAAGCGACAAUUGUAAUCAGAUCUCAGUAAAACGAUAUGUUUCCCGCGUCUGUUCGUUAACUGUUGAUUGGCUAGAGAUGUAUCAAAGUCGCGACUUUUGUUUGUAAUAUAACAGCUUAUCAACCCCUGACUCGCGACCCUCUAUUUUUGGACCCCUGGAACAAAGGAAAACUUCAAAUUCAUAGUGUGCGUGAAUUUUAUAAACCUCUUAUGCCUGGGACUAAAUUGGAUUCCUGGAUUAAUACUUCAGCUUUCGUAAUCUAAUUUUUCCUUCAAACUACCUGAAAUGAUUAAAAUUGCAGGAAGUUAUCCAAAAUACCUGAAAAAAAUUGGUUCCAUCGUUCAAGACUUUCAUACUUUACUUCCCAAAUCAGAAGUUCAAACUGACAAGUUUCCCUUCAGUAGCCCUGCUUUUCCGUUUUAAUCUCUAAGCAUUGCUCUGACGUACAUUGCACUUUCCUUUGCUGAUUAUAAUAAGGGCUUUAGCGUGGCUUUAUUGACACCGAAUCGCGUUUCUCUUGGUUCUGUAGAGCUUCCGUCAUACUCUCCCUAAAUUUUGACCGCAGAGUGGAGGUGGUUGAAUUUCGUGUCGCGCUAGCAUUUUUGGUUAAGCAACAAAGCAACCCAAAUAUUCUCUGAUUAUAAAAGGAAUUUCCUUUUGGUUAGUUCCACUCUUUAUCCGGAAACGCCUCCAGUUACAGUUAAGUUAGUUAGCGUUUUUCCGUCUCUAAAACUCCUAAAGACAAAUCAUCUAGCUUGGUUCAUUGGGCAACUUGUCAGAUUUUGCGGUAAAGAGCUAAAAUUAUCGAGGAAGGCCUAAUUAACGUGGACAUUUAACAACUAGAUUAGCCGCGCUUGAUUCAGUUAAUGCUACACAAAACAGAGCAUUCAUUCUGUACCGUCCUGCGUCAGUAACGAAGUUUAACAAGACGUUCUUCGCUAGCAUCUUCUGUUUCUCAGCUUCAUUGGUAGAAGGCAAAAUAUUAGGAGGCUAGACCAGGAGAAUCAAUGAAGUUGGUGGCGUCGUUGCUGUGUAUAUUUCUGGUGGUGGAUUUGUCUUGUGUCUCAGCCGCAGCUCAGAGCAAAAAUUCAAGAAAAGGAUCUCGAUCGAGAACGCGUGGACGAAACUCCAAGUUCGCAGCGUGCGAACUGUACUCUGGUGGAGAGCUAUGCAAGCCUUACCUCGAUGGCCAGCGAGUUUAUGUCAACUCAAAGACAGCGUCCCAGGUUUCGCACGGGAGCCGCGUUGGAAGGAACUAUGAUAUGUUGAAGGAGUACGUGUCUGACGGAUGUAAGGAUUAUGUUCUACCAACUUUGUGUAACUACGCUUUUCCGCCGUGUGAUUCGUCGCAGUCUAAACCUAAGCCGAGGAAGUUCUGUAGGGACGAUUGUCUUGUUUUGAAGAAUGAUAUUUGUCAGGAGGAUUUCGAGCGUGCCCGAAAAUUACCGUUUGUGUCGGUUCUGUUACCUGAUUGUUCCAGUAUGCCGGCUGUGGGGCAUCCUGAUUACAAGAGUUGUAUUAGAGUGGUCCCUCAAGUACCCAAGUUCAAAGUCCGUCUUGAUAACAACAUCACAAUGUUCGAAAACAAACCAGUCAUCUUCAAGUGCAGGCUGAGCAGUAAAAAGGUAGCGGCUAACAUCACGUGGUUCAAGGACGGUCGGUCUGUCAGCGAAGCCUACCCAUCUUACAAGGUCACUACUUUCCGUUGGGGAUCGCGGCUCAGGAUUCGACGGGCUAAAAAGAAGGAUGCUGGGAUAUUUCAGUGUAGGGCCAAAGGUCCCGGAGGAAUGGCUACCGCGCAGGCGUGGUUGAAAAUCAAUGGAUUUCUCAACACACCUCCCAUCACAAUUAAUACUGAUCCAAUCCACGUGAAACCAGAGACUGGCCGCCCGGAACCAGGACCUGUAAGGACUCUUCCACCACUCCAAGGGAUGUGUGAAUCAUACCGCGGUGACGCAUGCGCAGAAUUCAUUGGAAAUCAGAGCAUCUGGGUUCAGUAUAGAAUACGACAUCAGCAAACCAUUGAAAAACAACUGUCAUCGGCACUCACGGUGAUUCGAACUCUUAAUCAGAUGUCUGAAAGGUGUACCAGAUUUGGCAUUCCCGCCAUGUGCUUUCACCUCUUCCCGACCUGCGAUGCUCGUACCCAGGACUCCAAGCCUCGGCUCUGCCGAGAGGAUUGUUUUGCUCUCUUUGAAGACGUUUGUUUGGCAGAGCUCAAUUUCGCGCAGAUGGACAAAAAGUUCAGCGCUUUACUGCCAAACUGCUCUGCCCUCCCCAAGCGCAAUAGCAAAGAUUAUUCAUACUGUACUUCGCUUGGGAUUCCAGGAUUAUCUACUCCGACCACUGCUUCACUUCCGGUUCUAUCCGCUCCUGGGGUCCAAGAUUGCUAUAACGGCACCGGAGCAUCAUACACUGGCCGAAUGAACGUGACGAAAUCCGGACGCCCCUGCCUCGAGUGGCCUUACAAGGACCUCCCGCAUAACUUCUGCCGUAAUCCUGAAGGGCUUGGGGCGAGACCGUGGUGUUAUGUUGGACCGGAGAAUGAGGUGGAAUUGUGUGAUGUAAAGAAGUGUUCUGACAUAAGUCCUGCAGUGAAUACAGGUUACAAACAAACGCAAGAACAAGUUCGACCUGUCGGUCGAACCAUCUACGUCAUUUCCGCCAUCAUGGCAGUUUUGAUUGUGGCAUUCCUGUCAAUCAUCGUGUACCUGAAAGUACAGCACAGAAAGAGCGCACUUCCGCAAAAGCAGAACACCUCUUCCGGUUCUAUCUCCAAGAGUACUCAAAGUACAGUGCAGCAGCCGAGCUUUGAUCUGAAGCAAAGCAUCAGUGAGAUCAAGUCAUGUGUUUUCAAUCAGCAGGACCAGGAAGUCAGUCAUGGCAAAGUGAAAUUUCUUGAAAGUCUUGGUGAGGGAGGAUUCGCCAAAGUCUGUAAGGGUGCGCUGAUCAAACUCGAAUCGGACCAGGAAGACGUGAAAAUCGCCAUUAAACGACUCAAAAGCGACGUGCCUCAAGCUGCUGUGGAGAACUUCAAAAAGGAGACGUCGAUUCUGGCUAAUUUGCAGGACAUCAACAUCUUGUGUUUGAUUGGUGUGUCCACAGGAGAGGAGCCGCGCUACAUGGUUUUCGAGUAUUACACUGAUAUGGACCUGUAUCGUUUCUUAUUGGACAAUGCAUCCAAGCUAUCGGGCUUGAUACCGUCAGAUAUCUCUGAAUAUGACCUGUUAUUGGACUUCUCGUUGCAAGUCGCCUCCGGAAUGGACUUCCUUGUGGAGAAUAACUUUGUCCACUGCGACCUUGCCGCCAGAAACUGCUACGUGACCGAAGGUAAUAUCAUAAAAAUAUCAAACCUUGGCAUCGGGAGCUACAAAUACCCUUCAGAUUACUCCUGGGGACACAGUAGCGCGUUACUUCCGGUGCGAUGGAUGCCACCGGAAGCGCUUAACACCCUGCAGUUUAGUCACAUGUCAGACGUUUGGUCAUACGGGAUUUUAUUGUGGGAAAUUUACUCCUUCGGUUGCCGGCCGUACGUUGGCUUUACGAAUCAGGAAGCCAUUGAGCGAAUACGUAAUCUACAACUUCUGACAUGCCCCGACAGUUGCCCUGCCCGGUUGUUCGGGCUGAUGAGGGAGUGUUGGGAAGAAAACCCCUCGGAUAGACCCCAAUUUACCGAGAUUUGCUCCCGACUCCGCCAAUGGGCAGGCGACUCGAUUGCGGAGAGCCAUUAGUAUUAAUGACAGAGUCAUCCAGUGGAAUGCAGUGAAGAGUGAACCCUUAAUAAAGAACUUGUCCUUCCUGUGGCACAGGAGACGAUGGCGUCAGGGGGACAUUUGAGAAUAAUCUCAUAUACAGUGCAACAUUACUGAAGAAAUCAUUUAAGCUCUCGGUUAUUAGUAAGACAAGAGAGCCAAGUAUUUAACGAUUCCUUGCUAUUGUGACAAGGAACACGGAGAAUAUUGACACGAAAGCUAACUCGAGUACACCAGUAAAACUUCGGUAAACUUCGGUGAACUUCGGUAAACCGAAAGGUGUACAGAAAGCCAAGGUCCAAUUUAAAUUUGAUAUUCUUCUGUGAGGAAAGAAAUAUUUACCUUAAAAGUUCAGUUUUUACACGGAAUUCAUUUAGAAUCGAGGAUAAAUAGUUUGCAGGUAGUGGCUUAUUCUCCUACGUUGUCCUUGUCUGGAUUGUCACACAAUCUUCCUCAGUGGGGGAAUUGCGUGACUACCGAGAUAAAGGCUUGUGCAGGAGACCACUUAAAGAGUAAUGUUUUUCAGAGGAAGAGGCAAAUGUUUGAGCUUAUUUUCCAAGAUAUAUUUAUUUAUGCUAUUGUAAACGCAGGGGCACCCUUGAGGUGCAUUUUAUUUUAACUUAAAAUACAACAAAAUAUUACCGUAAAAGCAAAUUGUUUUGAGCUAGAGUUUUAGUGUACAUACAUAAGGAGAACAUUAUCGCUAGAGAGUAGAAUGCGCGAUUUCCAAGUUCCGUGAUUCUAAGUUAUAUCAAUAUGUAGCAAAUGAGCAUGAUGAAACUGCCAAUAGACCAUUUUACAGUUGUCUGCUCAGUGACCUGGCCUUUGUAUGGCAGCGAGGCUAGAGUUGACCUUGU